AUGGCCGCGCGAAUGUGGGAGGACCGGCUGGCGGCCCUGCAGGAGGAGCUGUGGUUGAAGCUGCUGCGGGGGCCCCAAAGCGCAAAGCGAAAGGCAUCGACACCGGCUUGGCACUUGAGGUGGCAGCUGGCCCCAUUAGAGCUGGCGGCGAUGUCUGUUACCAGCACAGGCCUCCGCGCCCGGCAGCGCGCGGCGCUGGCGGGCACCUGGGGCCGCCUGGGCCUGCGGGCGUGCCACGCCCUGGAGGCCCCGCUGCUGGCCUUCGCCUGGCUGGGCACCUCCCGCGUGGCCAGCGGCGAGGACGGGUGGGAGACGCUGCUGGGCUCCAUGGAGGUGGCAAGGUCCAAGUGGCUGCUGGAGGUGCUGUCACUGCAAGGCAUGCUGGCGGUGGGCGUGGCAGACCAGCGUCUGAAGUCCAACGCGCUGCUGGGCGCCUCCAGCAGCAGGUCCUGGGGCUGGGAGCUAACUCGGAAGGGCAUUGAGGCGGUGGCCUCCUCUGCGGUGCCAGGCGCCGCGCGGAUGGCGCCUUACUCGCUGGAGCCUUCGGAGGGCACUCGGAUCAUCCUAGUGCUGGAGCUCUCCAGCAAGGAGGGCUCGGAGCGGCUGGACCUUUCAGUGCUGCGGCUUGGACUGGGCGGCGGGUCCUGGGAGCCGUUGGGGCGCCACAUCUUCCGACGGGAGGAGGCCUUCCACAAGUUGAAGCUCCGGCCGGCUGUGUCGGUGGACGUCGGGGCGGCAGUGCGGGUGCUGUCGGAGGAUCUCUGCUCCUCUUGGCACGAGAGCGUUUUGGUCCAGCACCGCGACUGCUGGCCCGCUCGGCUGCUAGCCCGACUGUCGCGCCAGCGUAAAGCCUUCGAGGGAUGUUGGGCAGGAGCCGCAGUGGAGCAAGGCCGCGGCCUGAGAGAGCGGUUUCAGCUUCCGAGCCAAAGCCCGGUGCGCAGCGAGGACUUGACGCCCGCAGCAGUCUUCCUGGGUGCGAUGCUCGGGAUGCUCUUUAUGGGCCGUCUUGGCGACACGCUGGGCCGGACUCGGGCGAUGCAGGUGACGCUGGCUUUCACGGUGCUGGGUUCCCUGAUCCCUGCGUGCUGCUUCGGCGGCGACUCAGCCGUGUUUGGCAUCGUGAUGCUGGGCCGCCUGAUUCUGGGCAUCGGAGUAGGGGGCAUCUACCCACUUUCUGCGGUGUCAUCCGCGGAAGGCUGCGAGGAGGCAGCGGAGAAGGGCAAGCACGUUGGGCAAGCCUUCUUCUUCCAAACCGUGGGCCAGGUUGCGCCCUACUUGGUAGCUGCCCUGCUGCUGGUCCUCUUCCAGCCCAACAGCCCGGCGGAGUGGGUGCCACAGCUCCAGUUCCGGCUGCUCUUUGCCCUUGGCGCCGUCCCGGCGCUGGUGGUCUUUGCUGCCUCCUUCAACACGGAGGACUCGGAGGAGUUCACCCGCACCCGGCAGCGGUUCCGGGACAACUGGGAGAAGAGCACCGUGCAGACGCUGGUGGGUACCGCUGGCUCCUGGUUUUUUUAUGACCUGGCCUUCUAUGGCACGACCAUCUUCACGCCCAGCAUCCUGCAGAGCAUGUGCCUUACGGGUGCCUCUGUGGAUGGCCGCUGCCAGCAGACCUUGCUCCAGAACUCCCUGCAGUCUGCCUUGAUCACUGCCAUGGGUCUGCCUGGCUGCUACCUGGCCAUGGUGGUCGUGGAUCGGAUGGGCUGUAAGCGGCUCAAUGCCUAUGGCUUCAUAGCUCUGAGCGUCUCCUUCGGAGCUAUGGCAGCGUGUUGGACCGGCUCGUCACAGCUGCAAUUCGCGCUGUUUUGCGUCCUCACCAUGCUCCUGAACUGGGGCCCGAACCUAGGCACGUACGUUCUGCCCGCGAUUUGCUUCCCCCCCGCGAUCCGCAGCACCUGCCAUGGCUUGUCCAGCACUGGCGGGAAGGUGGGUGCUGUGGUCGGGACCCUCCUCUUCGGGCCAAUCAGUCACGGCUUCGGAGUGCAAGGUGUGCUUUGGAUCCAGUGCGUGGUGUGCCUCGUGGGUGCAGUCGUGUCCUGGCAAUUCCUCAAGCAUGACUGGGAGUACGAGAGCGAGAUUGGCGUGCGCCAGAGCCUUCGCAGGCCGUCCGGCUUGGAAGUUGCUCCGACCUGCCACUGA
Messenger RNA from Effrenium voratum, 2136 nucleotides. The record is from the annotation of a GenBank genome assembly. Lineage: Eukaryota; Dinophyceae; Suessiales; Symbiodiniaceae.